This is a messenger RNA of Dufourea novaeangliae, 1675 nucleotides long. RefSeq names its product alpha-tocopherol transfer protein-like. Gene Ontology annotation, molecular function: phosphatidylinositol bisphosphate binding. Lineage: Eukaryota; Metazoa; Arthropoda; Insecta; Hymenoptera; Halictidae. Gene Ontology annotation, cellular component: membrane. The record is from RefSeq and is a predicted model, not a curated record. The transcript has 6 exons. Bases 107 to 1015 code for a protein of 302 amino acids.
GUUGGAUGAGAGUGGGUCUUUGUCGACAGUUUUCGUCGUAACGUCGUGAGAAUUGAAACAAAUGCGACAGAAGAAUUGAACCUUUUGCGCGUGACAUUGACAGACGAUGAUGAGUGGCUGGAAGUCGGCGGAGUCUCCAUGGACCAUGGUUAUGUUGAAAGAAUACAUUUGUACGAUGUCGCCGGAAGAGAAGGAGUACGCGGCGGCAUAUUUGAACGAGACGGACAAAGACAGACCGAUUAAAAUUGCGGAACUUAAACGCUGGAUCGUAGAGAACGACGAACUAGACGCGCCGACUGACGACUUCUUUUUGCUGCGGUUUUUGCGAGCCAGCAAGUUCAAUGUGGAUAAAGCGAAAAGCAAACUGCGAAAUUAUUACAAACAGAGGGCAACCGUGCCGGAAUGGUACACCGACAGGAAUCCGUGUCUGCCAAAAUUGCAAGAACUCUUCGAUCUCGGAGUGCUGUUGCCCCUAAGAAAGCUGGACAACGAGGGAAGAAUGGUGGUGAUCGUACGCGCGGCCGCGCACAAUCCGUCGCGGCACAAAAUGGCGGACAUGUUGAAGGCCGCCCUGAUGGUAUUGGAUCUGGCGUUGAGAGAUCAUGAGUCGAUGACCAUUCACGGGGUCACCGCGAUUCUGGACAUCGGUGGCAUGACGUACGAGCACGUGUUUCAAUUGUCGUUGAACGUGAUCAAGAAUUUGGUGCACGCCUGGCAAGACUGCUAUCCGGUCAGGAUACACGCGUUGAAUUUCAUCAAUUCGCCCAGGUUCGUCAACGUGGUGCUGAACAUCUUCAGGGGCUUCAUGAAGGGGAAAUUGAAGCAACGGGUGCAUGUGUACGCGCGGGGCAAAUUGAAGCUGUACGAGACGCUGCCGAAUUAUAUUUUACCGGAGGAAUACGACGGCACCAACGGCACUAUCAAUGAACUGAUUGAGUAUUGGAAGCGUGCCGUGGAGAACAACAGCGAGUGGUUCGCUGAGCAGGAAAAGUACAAAUUGACGUCGAUUAAGUAACCAGAUUGGCACUAAUUCGCGAUCACGAGGGAGAGCUCAUCUACAUGCAGUCGCCGACAAUAUUGAGAAUAGUUCUUCCGACAGCUGGGACCAACACACGUGUAGUACGACAUAUCUAAGUGUUUUGUAUAUUUUUUUGUAAAACCUUUCUUUGCUUCCUUAUUUUUGUAAUUUUAUACACAGAAUUAUCGUAAUGAAAAUAGAAAUGUACACACCGUUUUCUGGGUCUUAUCUAAGUGUCCCCUUCAUUUCUAUUCGGACGUCCCAUCCAGGGGCAGAAUAUCGCGCGAGAAUUCAACUAAAGAUACGUCGCGACGCGAAUCGCAUCGAUAAGUGUAUAAAACGUAACCGUUAUGAUUCUUUAUAUGCUAUAAUAUGGUACAUGUCCGUGGGGUCCUAGAAUCCGUGGGUCGCGCGCGCUUACCGCAAAUGCGUGUUUACAACAAAACCGUGCAGAACGCUAGUUGAUUAUAUUUAUAAAAUUCACGAUCGCUCGGGGAUGAUUCUUUUACUUUUCACGCGAGUAUACACAUCAACAUCAUCAUUCUCCUUUCUGGAUGCGCGAAACGUGAUCGGGGAGGGUCAUGUUGGUACACAAUAAAUUAUAUUUUUCAAAUCAGUCUAUAAGUCAUAAUUUUUUUUAGUAAAUUUGAAGCUCUU